AUGCACGAAGGUAGGAAUGAGCCUUCUUUCAUCUCUGCUAGGGAUUACACCAAUAGCGAUGCCGAGCCUUGCAAGAUACUCAGCCAGGUGUAUGAAGAGUCAAAGACCCCAAAGGGCAAGGCUGCUUUUCUUACAGUUCCUGUGUCUGUGGGUAUUGCUUGUCUCAAGUCGGUUCCCGUCGACAAGGAGCGUGACCUUGCGCUUCUGGACUAUCUUCAGCCUUUGAUCGAGUUUCAGAGCACGCUUGAGGUUCUGGCUGAUCCUCCAGAGGGAUACCUCUUCCCUGGUGUCAAUGUCUUGGGUGGAUUGGAUACUAUCCGUGACAACUUGAACAAGAACAAGUACAAGGGCCAGUACGAGGUCAUGACUGAUCUGCGCAGCCUUUUCGCUGCCGCCAACGAUCUCCACUUUGACUACCCCCCAGCUCUUCUCAACACCUUCCUCUAUGUCCGACGAGGCAUCGACUUCAAGUCAAUCUCUUCGGAUGGUCUCAGCCUUCCUCAGAUCUUCCACAGCAUUGAUGUCGUCCGUGGUAACGAAGGUAGUCUUACCUACUACCCCUCAGCCAUCAAGAGUAUCGAUGGCACCCCCAUCGACAAGUGGCUCGAGGAGGACGCUACCCGCAACACCAACAACAUGAACGAUCCCGACGCCCAGUGGAACAACCUCUUCUCGAACCUUCCCCGUUCCGCCGUGGGCAUGGCUGGCACGACGCUCAUCACGCAGUUUGAGAUUCCCGACAAGUACACCAUCAAGUUCUACAACGGCAGCACGCUAGAGGUUGUAAACGAGAUCGCCAUCCCCAACACCGUCGACUUUUCAGGCAUCGAGUCUGGCGAGGAUUUCCACGAGUACUUUGAGAUUCCUCACAACAAGACCAGCAAGAAGCCAUCGGGCAAUGAGCGUCGCGCCGCCACAGAGGAGAGCGCCAAUCUUAAUGGAUAUCCCAAGCCUGUUGUCAAGCACUCCAAGAAUUCGAUAACUUGUUACUUUCUCGAGGGCGAGGGAAACGAAAAGACGGCUGUCAUUUCCAUCCUGAGCUUCCUUCCCAUCGGCUUCGACUUUGCCACCCUCGGCGAUUUCAACUUUACUGAAUACGUUGCCGAGGGUGAAGAAGUGCUUGGCGAGUUCAUCAAAAAGGCCAAGAAGGCCGGCCGCGACAAGCUCAUCAUUGACGUCUCGGCCAACGGUGGUGGUUCUCUCGCCUUGGCCCAGUCCAUCUACCGUGUGCUGUUCCCUGAUGGCGAGUUCACCACCUUUGGUCGAUACCGCGCCACAGAGUCCCUCGCCGCCGCUACCGAAGCCGACUACGAGACACUCCUCGAUGUCCUCAUCACCAAGAGUAACGAGUGGCCCCUCGACACCAAGGGCAACGCUAUCGAGGAGGGUGAGAAGUGGUUUGGUCCUUACACUAUCAAGGGCGGCCAGAACAUGACUGCAGCGUUCCAGAGCAAUCUUGGCCGCUUCGAAGAUGACGAAGACUCUGGUAAAAAGACCCCCAAGGUCGAGCCUCCCUGGAAGCCUGAGAACAUUCUCAUCGUGACCGACGGCACUUGCGCUUCCGCCUGCACCGUCCUGACCGGUUGGUUAACCCGCAACUACGGUAUCCGUACAGUAGCCCUCGGUGGACGUCCCCUCCACCUCGCCAUGCAGGCUAUGGGUGGUGUCAAGGGUACUCUGCUCUCGUUCCACUCCGACUUUAUCUCUGCGACUGCAUCUUUCCUCUCAGGUGUCAAGAAUGACAAGAAGGCUCUCAAGAUUCUUCAAGUCCACGAGGAUGCAUUCCCCAGCCUUGACGAUCCUCCCCUGCUGCCCCUUACAGACGGCGCCAACGCUGGCAAGGUCAACGCGCUGAGCGGUUACACCGAGGACGACGUCGAUGGAUACCCCGUACACUUCCGCUACGAAGCCGCCAACUGCCGACUAUUCUACACACAGCGCAUGCUAGCUGACCCCUCCGAGACAUGGAAACACGUUUCGGCUGUGGGAUGGAGCGGUGCAUCUUGUGUCUCUGGAUCUACCGUCAACAGCGACGGUACCAUUGGUGACAAGGCGCUCAAGUAUGACGUCCGGGUGCGAAGCCGUGCUCGUGGUGUACAGGGUCCUGGAUCUCUGAAGAAGUAA
Molecule: messenger RNA, 2124 nt
Organism: Fusarium vanettenii 77-13-4
Lineage: Eukaryota; Fungi; Ascomycota; Sordariomycetes; Hypocreales; Nectriaceae
Exons: 2
Coding region: 1-2124 (707 amino acids)
Biological process (GO): proteolysis
Molecular function (GO): serine-type peptidase activity
Source: RefSeq, a predicted model, not a curated record